AUGGACCGCCUUUCAUGCAACGUCAUCUAUGUGAAUCGCCUUGUUGGCGAGGAUAGACUGCUAGGUGCUGCACCGGAUACAAACAAUGCAGCCAACGAGAAUGCUCAGCUCGGCUGGAAUCGCGACCACGCCCGAGAGCUUGUGCAGCCAUUGCUUGACACCUUCGGCGACGACCAGCGUGCUCUUUCCGGGUCAUCUCCUUCCACCCCUCCCCUUGUGGCUCAGGCCUCUGAAAUCCACACGCCCAAUGAAGAGCUGUACGGGCUGGGCUUGUUGCAAAAGAUCAUUACCGAGGCUCACCUCCGCAACAUCUCAAAACUUGUCGUCCCCGUGGCCGUCAUCAGCCACCCCGAAACAACUGUGCCCAACGGUGGCCACCAAAUGACUGACGGUGCUUCGGAAGCAGCACCAGUUCCUCAAGCCACUCUGGCUGCGAAUCGCCAGCUAAUGAGAACGUGCCUGGAUCUGGGCGCCGUCGACGUCCUGAUAAGCCCGCUCAGCCCAAAAUGCACCACCACCCUCGAGAUCUGUGCCUACAAAGCACACAGGGACGCCGCCAAGGAGCAGCAAGCAUUGAUGGCGGUCGCCAAGGGUCGAAAGCGAUCUUGGGUCGGCGUCAAUGAACAAAAGCCAUUCGCAUACCUGCGUGAGGCCAUGGUAUCCGGGCUCAUGAACGGCAUAUGUCGCCUCGACAGCAACGACGGACAACUUGCCGGGGCCCAUAUUGCGGUAUCUUCCACCCGUCAAGUCGAAAUCGCCGACGCCGUGGGCCGGUGGCACUUCUGCGCUCACUCCUUCUCCGAUGACGAGUUGCUGGUUGCCGCACUCAUCAUAUUUAAACACGCUUUGGCCGAACCAGAAUUGGAGCCAUGGCGGAUACCGGCAGACCAACUUAUUAGCUAUCUCGUCGCCUGCCGUGCUGCCUACAACAGCUUUGUCCCGUAUCACAACUUCCGACACGUCGUGGAUGUCCUCCAAGCCACCUUCAACUUUCUUGUCCACAUUGGAGCCCUCGCACCAUAUCCACUGGGGCGCCAACAAGACACUGUUGCGGAAAAAUCACCCAUUGCAGCACUUUUGGGUCCUUUUGAAGCGCUCACGCUUCUCGUUACUGCCAUCGGUCACGAUGUAGGCCAUCCCGGUGUCAACAAUGGCUUUUUGGCCACGUUGAACGCACCCCUGGCACAACUGUACAACGACAGGUCGGUUUUGGAGUCAUUCCACUGUGCUGCCUACUCCCAGAUCCUCCGCCGGUACUGGCCAUCGGCCUUUGAAGACAGGAAGAUGCGCAGUCUCAUGAUUAGCUCGAUUCUCGCAACGGACAUGGGCCUUCACUUCGACUACAUGAAGAAACUUGGUGAUGUACAGGAAAGAGUGCAGGACAACAACAGCACCGACGGCUGGAACGGCCGUCAGCUUGAGGAUUCCAAGGCACUCGCAUGCUCCCUGCUGAUCAAAUGUGCCGACAUCAGCAAUGUGGCUCGACAUCAUGACACCGCCCUGAAGUGGAUGCACAUACUCUCCGAAGAGUUCUCAAGGCAAGCCUCUAUGGAGGAUGAGUUGGAUAUCAAGUCGUCGCUCAUGGCGCAGCCCAAGAAGGAUAUACUCUCCUUGUCUAACGCACAGCUUGGGUUUAUGAACAUGUUUGCUAUGCCAUUAUUUCAAGGAGUCGCAGACAUCAUGCCAGCCAUGCGUUACACGGUGGUUGAGCUCGAAGUUAAUAAGAGACUCUUCGAACAAAAGGUGCAACAAGAAAGGGCAAGGCAGUCCCCCGAUGAACUGAGGCUAAGACGCGGCAUCCGAGAGGGUGCCUUUUCGCCCAGAACUAGAAGUUUGAUUGGCGAGAGCGACAAGCCAGAGGGUCAGGCGCAAGCUGUUGCCAGUACCGAGCCGGUCAAGAAUUUGACAGAUGGAGCAACGGAGGUGGACGGGGAUGCACCGCGGGUCGUGGCCGACGUUGCCGACAGAGUCGAAGAGCAGGCACCAACCGUGACCGAGGAGCCGGCUGAUAGUGCUGUCAAAAUCCCUCCUUGUGGUACCGCGGCUCCGCGCCAGGAUCUCAACGGGACUGCAUUCACUUUCGACGCGGUGCGAGAGCUAGCUGAAAGUGACCCUUUCAACUGCCGGUCACGGGGUGACAGCGGCACUACAGAGAGCAAAACUUCAAGACAGCGAUGCAGCGAAACCACCGAGGGCAGCGCUUCUGGUGCCACCGCCGGAGAUUGGCACUCACAGGCCACAACUGCCACGACCGGAAAGCUGGCGCUCUCUCCAAGCACGCAGGGUACUAGUAUCGUAAGUAACGAGUCCGUGGAGCGGACACUAAGCGCUACCGGCUUGAACGUGUCACCGCCGAGUACCUCGAGCCAUGGGUCGCCCGGCACGGUCCUCCGUGAUACAGGAGCAGGAGGUGACGAGUCAAGUCACGGUGGCAGUAUCGUCAAGGCAGAAGGAAAGUCUCUGAGGAAGAAAUCAAGUCGGUUUAGGAUGAAGGACUUUCCUUUUUUCAGGAGAAGUAAGGCAUCAAGCCCUCCCCUUCCAGCCUCGGACGCAACAACUUGA
Metarhizium album ARSEF 1941 is the source of this 2562-nucleotide messenger RNA. RefSeq names its product 3'5'-cyclic nucleotide phosphodiesterase, catalytic domain protein. The coding region runs from base 1 to 2562 and encodes 853 amino acids. The transcript is spliced from 4 exons. The record is from RefSeq and is a predicted model, not a curated record. Gene Ontology annotation, molecular function: 3',5'-cyclic-nucleotide phosphodiesterase activity. NCBI's taxonomy places the organism in Eukaryota, Fungi, Ascomycota, Sordariomycetes, Hypocreales, Clavicipitaceae. Gene Ontology annotation, biological process: signal transduction.